Racocetra persica is the source of this 375-nucleotide messenger RNA. Lineage: Eukaryota; Fungi; Glomeromycota; Glomeromycetes; Diversisporales; Gigasporaceae. The record is from the annotation of a GenBank genome assembly.
AUGAAAGUGGAACAGAGGCAGAUGCAAAAUGAUCAAAAGAGAAUUAAUUCUUCUAACAACAGUUCAUCUAACUUCAAUUCGGUUGCAGAUCAGGUUAGCAAAGCUAACAUGCAUCAUGGGAAACUAUUAGUGGAUACUUCAUUACCUGAAAAACUAAUAUCAGAGGGGUUACCAGAGGACUCAUCUUCAACUACUUCUGAAUUGUUUUACCAUGAAGCAGACCUCUCCAUGACCAACACUAAACAUGUUCUUCCAGAACAAGUAGUCAAAGAAUCGACUCCAAAGGAAUCCUCCUUGAUUCUUAUGAAACCCCAGAAGAUAGAAAAGAAACAAGUUAAUUUAUCAGAGAUCAAGGUAUUCUUUCCAUCAGAGUGA